Messenger RNA from Xyrichtys novacula (pearly razorfish), 7804 nucleotides. Lineage: Eukaryota; Metazoa; Chordata; Actinopteri; Labriformes; Labridae. The record is from the annotation of a GenBank genome assembly.
AGUGUUCUGCUGUCUUCCAUUCGCUUUCGUCUCUGCCACUCAGCUGUGAAAAUGCCUGGAGCUCGUGGUGUGUUCUGCGGAUGCAGGGGGAGCAGGGCUGGGCAGGGUCCGGCGUGAGUGCGCAGUGGAUGCUGAGGAAGGGAGAAAAAAAACAUGAUCGUUUGUAACCGUCAUGGGUGUCUUAUCGGAAUACCAGUGGCACAGAUUGAUGGAUGCAUGCUUUACCAUCAACUCAAGCCUGUCCCAGUUGUGUGACAGUGGUUUAAUGAGGCUAAUAAGAAGCUUGGAGUAUUCUGCAGCAUCUCUAGCGUAGACAAAUUGUUGCACCCAAUGCAACGUUUUUCGCAGUUCAGUCUCUUCUGGCCUUUACUUUCAGCCUUCGGCGCAGAUCCAUAAACACCCUCUCCGAACUUGAAUUUUGCAGGUAAGGAAUCACAUUUUAUUACGUUCUUGUUUGCCAAUAAAUCACUUUUAUUGGGAGACGUGUAGCUCGUCAUGCGCAUCAAUAAAAAGCGGCGUAAAGACGCCAUGCAAUUAUCUCGUGACAGCGCUAAAAUAAUAGCCAAAUCUAUCAAUCAAUAAAACAAGCGUAGCAAUUAUAACUCUCGUGCAGCACUGCCAUAGAUUUAGAUGAUUUUGGGAUUUUGCACUGAGGCUCUUAUUUGGGCCUAGAUGACGAUUUUUAAGAAGAUUGGCUGCAGAUUUUCACUAUUAAUAGCUGGGUGUUUGCUGUUAACUGACAGUUAAUGACAGUGAGUUGAAGUGCGCAGUCUACUGCUGCAGUUUGCGGCUUGAUAUUUUGUUGUCAUAACGCUGUGGACGCAGGAAAGCUGCAGGACAUCUGUGCCAAAGUCCUUUAAAAAAAUAUGGUAAAAAGCACUUGAAAUUGUUUAAUUUUCCGAAAUAUCCACAUUAAAUGUGCAGAUGUGAUGUCAGACAGGGCCGUACUGUAACGUGCUUUGAACCAGUGAAGCACAGCGUGUACUAAAUGUGUGGCAGACAUAUCAACCUACAUUUUCUGCAGUGCAGACAAAAAAACUAAACAAAACAUGGCUGAGUAACUCCUGCUAUUUGACCUGAGGGUUUGUGGCCUUCAGAUGUGGGUCCAUUUGCACCCCUCAGCCAUGUUCAAAGCCUGUCUGACCGUACUGAUGGAUUGUAGGUCAGGAGGAGAAUCCCUGAGAUGAUGACAGGGCUGCAGAUGGGUGCUGAUGCAGUGUUGUGUUGUGCUAAUGAGCUGUAGUGGCAUCUUUACACUUGUUAUUCACCACCAACACUUUAACGUCAUCAUGUAGCACUUGUUACUGAUGAAUCACAGCAGAUAGAUAGAUAGAUAGAUAGAACAACUGAGCUGCUGUUCCCAUGCACUGUAUCAGUGCUCCAUUUUGUUGUUUACAAAGAAACGGGCCCCUCUCUCAACAUUCACUGGGCUCUUCUUUGUAACUGGAUAGCACAUGAUGAUCUGACCUUCAGACCAUUCUGCCACCACCAACAACAACAAACAUGCUCACGUGCAUGAACCAACACAUGCACAAUAUCAUAAACCUUUUUGUGUAGCUGCAGUCUUAACCAAGAUAAACAAGCUCCUUUUACCUUUUAGAGUCCCGGCCUUCAGAGGUAUGGUGUGUUAAGGUGUGAGUCAUUCGUUCACCCAGAUAGGGUUGUUAUAAAAACUUAUUUGUGCUGGCCUAGUUUUCAAACAUUCACAUAAGAAACACAUUAUAACAAAUGUCAUGAAUUACAUCUGCAGUUUUUAAAUAAUGUAUAGACUUAGAAAAGGAUGCUAUAUUGUAAGGAAGGGGAGAUAUAAUUAUCAUAAAACAUGCUGUAGGGUUCUUAUAAGUUAAAUAACUUUCCAAAAUAUGAAAGCUGAGAUACAGAACCCUGGUAUCUCUGUUUUAUAUAAUCAUGUAAAUUCAUUUUAAGGUAUCAAAGUUCCAAAAUACUCACUCUAGUUCACUAAAAAUAUAGCUAUGUGUUCAUUUUUGUUGUUUCUUGGUAAUUUCAAGUUGCAGAAUUAAUAUGAAUCCUUAUAGUUGACAUGUUGGAAACACCCAUGUAUGAUGUGCCUGGAACACUAACAUGAUAUAACACUGACCCUUAAAUGUCCUUAACCAGAAACCAAAAGCCCUUGUUAUGACUGUCUUCACAGUCUGUUUCCUGGAGAUAACCCACUCAUGUUCAUGAAAAAUAAGAACCAGUAAUAAUCAAGCCUUAUUAUAUGGUUAUGGAGGCACAUAAAAAUUACUUUAAAUUCCAAUCAUCUUCAAGCAAACAAGAAUAGAUUUGAGAACUGCUAUCACACUAUUAUGAGACAUAUUAUGAGACAUGCAUAUGUACAGUCAUGGCCUAUGAGUGGUGUUCUCUAUUUUUACAUAUCCUGGUUCUUCCAAUCAUGUGAAAAGGAGAGGUUAUUAAUAGUUGAUGUCUGGGUCAGCAUGUAAGUGGUUAGUCUUUAGUGACAUUGAAGCCUUAAUACAGUGCAGCAUAAGGUUUCCUUUAGUGCACCUGUCUACAUGCGUGCUCAUGAAGUCGGUAUCCUUGAAUGUCGAACAGCUGUGUGAAAAGGUGAGUGUGUCCAAGGAGCUUGACUUAAUCUGGCGUUGGUGUUUGGAAUUGCUGUUCAGGUUUCAAGUCUGCCAAACUGCACGCAUCCUUGCUGCUUGUGUUUUUCAUUUUACUCGACACAAGCUGUGGUCUGGUGGAAGGAUAAAGAUUAUUUCUUUGUGACUGUGUUGCUAGGAAACAGCUUGAGUCUGAUAUAUUCAUAGUGGGCAUGCUAGGAGCUCAUUUCAUCCUGUUAAGCUUUUGACAUUUGCAAACACAGCGAGAGGAUAUUAAGGUGGAACCACUUCUCAUGCCAGUGUUUGAAGCUGAGGGACUUUGAAGAAUUCGAAUGAAGCAUUUUUAGUGAUUUCUGUUCUGAUGUUGUGUCUGCAGGGAAGCACAAUGUUGACCAGUAUCACUGAAGGGAUCCUGUGCUGUCUAACUGGGAAGGCUGCCAGUCUGGUCUUACCCCUAGAUUCAUCUGAACCCUCUGAUGGUUUUGAGUUUGUGGAGGUAAAACCUGGCAGAGUUCUGCGAGUGCGUCACAUCAUCCCCGAACGCCAGCCUGUAAUAACAGAAGAGGAUGCCACAGGAAAGAAGAAGACAGAUGGCGACUGCAAAGAUGAUGACUCACCUGAGAAUGCUUAUAAUGCGAGUGAUUCCAGGAGCAGCGUCCACUGUAAGAGGAAGAUCACCGUCUACAGAAAUGGCCAGCUGGUGAUUGAAAACCUCGGGGAUGUUUUGCACUCUGAGAUUCUGCAGUGUCAGGAUGGGGAUCUGGAGCCUUGCAGUACUGUCGAGGUGGAGCUGGCUGACUACAAAGAAAUGCCUUCCUCUCCAGAUCCAAACCCUGUUCCUCCUCCGGUUCCUCCACCCCACGGGGAACAGAAACCUGCCCCACCUCCUCGCCGCCGCCGUCGGAAGCCCAAGCGCACUGUGCUGAUUGACUCAAAGAGGGUGAUCACGAGCUGCAAAGGGACGCAUUCAGACGUAGCGCUGUUCUUUGUGCACGGCGUGGGAGGAUCUCUGGACAUUUGGGGCAGUCAGCUGGACUUCUUCUCUAGGCUGGGCUAUGAAGUCAUUGCCCCCGACCUGGCAGGGCAUGGAGCCAGCACCGCCCCACAGAUAGCAGCAGCUUAUACUUUUUAUGCCCUUGCAGAGGAUCUCCGUGCCAUCUUCAAGAGAUAUGCUCGGAAACGCAACAUUCUCAUUGGCCACUCGUAUGGGUCAGUACUUUGAUUAUAAUAACUCACCAAUGGAAAUGUCUUCUGUGUCUUACAGCCGAUUUUAUAUUGAUUAACAGUCUGUUAGUCUGUCUGUAACAGUCCAUAACAUGCAGCUCCCAUCCCAUACUAUCUCUUUCAGGGUGUCAUUUUGCACCUUCCUAGCCCACGAGUAUCCAGAUUUGGUUCAUAAGGUGGUGAUGAUCAAUGGAGGGGGUCCCACAGCCCUCGAGCCCAGUCUGUGCUCCAUUUUCCAGCUGCCAUCAUGUGUCCUGCACUGUCUAUCUCCCUGUCUGGCCUGGAGCUUCCUCAAGUAAGAUCUGCAUUUGUAUUAGUGAUAUUCUGAUGCCAUUUUAUCCUUUUUGAUAGUUAGACUUGAGUCCUCUUAACAGGACACAAGGGACAGGACUCUGAUGUUUGCAAGCUUUAAGCAACAUUUCACUCUCUGCUAGCACCUGAGUGGGUGCAGGGUGGUGAAUCAAACACUCACAGACAUCGGAUUACUAGUACCACAUUGCUGUAACAGAGGCCUGUACUAGAAUGAGCAUUGGUAUAUUAGUAUUGAUAUCCAUCUGACAUUGAUGAUAAUAGUAUCACUACAGUUAUCGGAAUAUGUAUCUAUACCAGUAUCUGUUUAUGCAGCUGUAUCAGGGACAGAUUUUGUAUAUGUCUUUGUAUUGGCAUCAAUAAUGAUUUGUAUUGGUGUCUGUAUCUGUUUCUCUAUCUUUACCACACUGAUACCUCUGUCAGUGUAAGAACUGAUAGAAUACUGUUAUUUCCCUGUUUUUACUUUGGAAAGCACUUUGGUCAAUAAUGGUUCUUUACAUAUGUGCCAUAUAAAUAAAGGUUAACUUUAAUUGAUAUCAGAAUGUAAAUAUAAAUCUUCAUCCUUAUCUGGAUCAAAUCAGUGUUGGUGCUGAUAUUAGAUUAUUCUUCUUUGUCUGUUUCUGUAUCAAAUAAGUAUAGAUAGCAGUAUCAGCGUCAGUGUCAGUGCUGUAUUAAUAUUGGUUACCGUACUUGCAUCUAUAUCUGUAUCAAAUUGGUAACUGUAUCUGUAUUAGAUAUUGGUGCUGAUAUUGUUAUGAGUAUCAGUAACUGUAACUGUAUCUCAUUAAUAACUUCAUCAGUAAUGGUAUUAAUAUUACAAUGUGUAUCAAUAUCCUUAUCUGUAUCAAAUUAUUGUUGAUAUUGGUAUCAGCACCCAUAUCUGUAUCUGUCUCUGCAUCCAUAUCUGUAUCUAUAUCUGUAGCUGUGUAUAUAUUGGGUAUAAUGGGGUACAACUCUAUUUCAUGCUGUGCUAAAACUGACUCUAGACUGUAGAUCAUAAUACAUCACUGUUAGUUGAACUUAAACAUGGACAGAACAGAAAAGCUUUUAGACAUAAGAAGAGUUUCAACCAGGAUGCAGGAAAAACUUAAAAAAUUAAACUGAAAAGUAAUGCCUCCCAUCUCUCUCUCUCUCUCUUUUUUAAUUUAGAGCUGGAUUUGCUCGUCAAGGUGCCAAAGAAAAACAGCUUUUGAAGCAGGGCAAUGCCUUUAACGUGUCGCCAUUUGUCCUGCGAGCCAUGAUGAGUGGACAGUACUGGCCUGAGGGAGAUGAGGUCUACCACGCUGAGCUCACGACUCCCAUCCUGCUGGUUCAUGGCAUGUGUGAUAAGUUUGUGCCCAUGGAUGAGGACCAGCGCAUGGCCGAGGUACAAUACCACCUUAUAUUUAAAUGACAGUUGAUUUAUCAAAUGACAUAUUAAAGAUAAUGUGUCUUAAUGUUUUUUUCUCCCUCUCUAGAUCCUCCUGUUUGCAUUUCUCAAAGUCAUUGAAGAGGGAAGUCACAUGGUCAUGAUGGAGUGUCCUGACACUGUUAACACACUCCUCCAUGAAUUCUUUCUAUGGGAGCCUGAUAUGUCCAAAAAAGACUGUCGCAAGUUGGACACAGACAAGACUAUUGCUCUCAGUGACACUCUCCACACACUGAAAACUAGUAAGUCUCUGGACAAAUAACCGACAAAGAGGCUAGAUUCAUCACAGAACCCAGCAGAUGGCCUUUUUUGGCAUGUGUUCUUAAGGCUGCUCCUAGGCUGAGAGCUGUUACUAACAGGGCCACAUCUUCAGGAUGCGGACGGCCACUGGUGCUCAAAGAUAAAGCAGGACUUAGGCAGACUGCCGACCAGAGAACGAUGGAACCAUUGUUAGGUUCAGAGGACUGGAUGCAAAUAAAAAGUGAGAUUUUCUGCGCUUUUCAUACCAGUCUGUGCUCCAUCACGUCAUGUUCGACACUAUAUCUGAAGGUCAAAAGGACCGUGUCCAUUAGUGAUAUGUGUAUGACAUGUUUUCUGGUGAAGAACUGAUUACUGCAAGGUACAAAACACUUGAAGUUCAUGAAGUGGUGUGUGAAUUGUCUCACCUUCAUCUUAAAUAUUCAGUGAAGUUCUGCAGAGCUUCUGUUUAACCUUUGGAAAAUGGUCUUACAUCUGCUUUAUGGGAAACUGGUGAAAUAUUUUGCUUUGAAGGAUUACUGAUCUAAUUUUGCAGGAUAACGGUUGAGGACAGCUCACAAUGAAAAACAACAGUUGGUAACAGUUUAUCUUAAAAUGGUGACUGGAUAGUAGUGGGGAAUGAUUUAAAGACAUCAAAUUUAUAAUGGUGUACAUGCCCAGUGAAGUAAAUACUUACAUAAUGCAUAUUUAGAUUACAUUGCAUAAGAAGGGCAAUCACAGAAACACCUGCCUAUUAACCACAUUCAUACCAUGUGCUUAAUAGACCAUCUCAGACAUGACUCGCAGUCAUAGCUACUGUUAAUCAACCAAACCAUGUUUUUCAGAUUACAGCAACUUAUUUGAUAUUUAUUGCACUUUGUUAUUAAGUUGGAGUCAAACUGCUUUGUGUCUUCGUCAAGCACAAUCUUACCAAUCAGCCGAUUCAUAGCUGCAUGAAAACUAAAUAAUCCUCAGAGUAAUUUAUUUAAACUGGCUACAGAAGCAGAUAUAUACAAACACGGACGCCAAAAGAUUGCCCUCCUUCCUAUUCCUAUGCCUUUUUUGUAUGGUGUAUAAUAUCCUAAGGAUACAAAGAGCUUAAGUCCUGCAUGAGCUCAGAACAUGAAAAGGGUUUCAUCAGACACAAUAUAUUGUCAUAUUGAAAAAAAUCCCACUGCACUCCUCUUUAAUCAAAGUUCUCCUUCCAGGGUAUGCAUUAUUUUGCCUUUUAUUUUUAAUGACAGCUACUGCCAUGAAAAUUGUGGUUGUAUAAAACCGCAUUCUGUUUUUUUUUAUCUGUAAGAUGAAAAAUACAGAAACAGUUUGCCUUCCCCUACUACUUUCCAGUGUAUCCUAUUUAUCUACUGAAGACAGAAUAAGAAAAAUAUGCUCACUGAAAGACAUUCAUCGAUGGGUGCUGCUUUGUCUCAUAAUGGGACAGUGAGGUGCAAGGAAAAGCACAGUCUUAUGUGCUCACUGGGAGUUCUUAUCUGUUGGCUGUUUUGGAGGCAGAUGGAGAUGGAGACCGGGUGUUCAAGAUUAGAUUCAGAUAUGAGUCAGCCGAAGCAGAAAGUUCCCUCAAAAAAAGGACAUUUGUACCCACAAUGCUGGUCUGUUAUAUAUGCAUUUUCACAGGAUGCAAUGCAACAUGACUGGUCUUAUGCAACUGAAUCAAAACAGAGAGAGCCAGAGUGAAAAUAAGCUGACACCUCAAAAGUACAAUAUAUUCUCUAUGGACUUUUCAAAAACCAACAAGUGCUGCUGAUGCAACGUACUGUGUGUCUCCUUUGGUGUCAGUUUAACUGUAUGGACUACAGGGUGCACAUGUACUUCCUCUAAUGCUAAAAUUUUGCAUAUACAAAUUGUCAGUGCUCAUAUGUGCUAUAUCUUUUUGUGGUUAACAAAAUGUGUAAAUGUUAUUGUUGCAUUUAUUCAAGGGAAUCAUAAUAUAUGCUCUGCCUGAAUGUAGAUGCAUAUAAUAUUAUAUAGCCUAUCAAACUGGUGGAUUCAGUGUAUGGACGUGCCUUCCUGGCAUGAAAUAAAACAAUGUUCACAGACUACA